This is a messenger RNA of Paramecium sonneborni, 3636 nucleotides long. Lineage: Eukaryota; Ciliophora; Oligohymenophorea; Peniculida; Parameciidae. The record is from the annotation of a GenBank genome assembly.
AUGGCUAUUUCUAAACCAAAAUAAUUAUUACUAGCUGAUUUUUUGAAUGAAACAAUAAUUAUUAUUAAUACUUUUCAUUUAGAGUUUCAUUAUAAUGAGCUUUCUUUAACAAAGGAUGGAGAAGAAUUUUUAACCAAAGGUUAUGAAAGGAUAUGUUUAUUUUCUAUUACAAAAAGUAAGCAAUUAAAUUGUAAACUCAUGUAUUAUAUAUAUUCAGAUAAUUAUAAAUUAGAUUUGAUUUUUCCAAAACAGGCCUAAUUAUUGUAAAAACCUGGGGUAUGCAACAAAUAGCAUCUUCUAGCUCUCAUGAAUAGUAAAUCCUUUUAGAUGAGAGAUGUUUAGAAAGUUAAGAGAGUAGUUUAAAUUUAAAUUCAAAGUCUUAAAACAUUUUCAUUAGAUUUAGAUGAAGAAAAUGUUUGUUUAGCUUUGUAGUGUGAAGAAUAGGGUGCCUUAUGGAUCUUUGAUUCUAGCAAAUUGGAAUUUGAAGAAUAUUAAGAUAAUAACUCAGAAUAUAAUAAUUGUAUAACAGCAAUUGGAAAUGAUUCAUAUGCUUAUUUAAACAAUAAGAAUAAAAUAGCUCUAUAUUAAUUUUCAACUUAAUCUUUAAAAGAAAUCAAUAUAAUUUUUGAUAAAAUAACUUACAUAUCAUAUUUGAAAUAAUUAUAGUGGCUAGCAAUUAGCACAAUUAAGAAUGAUAUAAUAUUAUUAGAUUUCAAAGCUUAAAAGAUUGUUGGAUCCUUAAAAGGUCAUUAAAAAUAAAUCAAUUCUAUUGCAGCAUCCCAAAAUGAAAAUGUUCUUGCAUCUGCAAGUGAUGAUACAUUGAUAAAACUAUGGAAUAUUAAGUAAAAGGAAUCUUCAGAAUUUAUGCAAGCUCAUUAAUAUUCUAUUAGUUAAUUAGCAUUUUCUGAAGAUGGUUAAAUUAUUGCAUCAGGAAGUAUUAAAGGUUUAGAAAAUCAAGUACCAAUUUUUAUAUGGGAUAUUGCAAAUAGAAAAUUAAUUACUUAAUUGAUAGGACAUUAGGAUUCAAUAUGUUUUUUGUCAUUCUCUUAUUGCCAUAAAUAAUUAUAUUCUGGAAGUAUUGAUGGUACCAUUAUUAUUUGGAACAUGCACUAUCCGCAUUAAACUGAAAUUAAGUUUGUAAUGGUUGAAUUAAAUUUAACUUUAAAUUCUCUUUGCUUUUCUCCUAAAGAAUAAGUGUUAGUAGGACUUUUAAAUUUGAAUGAUAUUUAAAAAUGGGAUAUUGGGAAAAUCAAAGAAUAAGAAAUUAAAAAAAGAAGAAUCCUUAAAAUUAACCAUUCUUUAUUCAAUUCUUAACUUAAUGGAAAAGGUUUUAAUUAACCAUGCAACUUUAUUUCAGAUGAUUAAUUUGUUUAUAAUAAUGGAAAUUAAAUGAUAACGUUAAAUGUAGAAACGAAAAAAUAAGAGAUUAUAACAAAGUUUUCAUAUGAAGUUCCAAUCGCAAUCUAGUUUAUUCCUUUAAAAGAUAGCACCAACUUUUUAUAUUUGAAUGAAAGGGGAUAAUUAAACUCUCUCCAAAAAAAUACUGAGAACAAAUGGAUCGAAUUUAAAUCAUAUUUUGAAUAGACAAAGUUUCUUUUUCUCACUCCAAAUAAAAAAUUAUUAUUCUAAUUACGAUUAGUAGAAAAAGAUGAUUUUAAUUUUGAAAAAUCCAAUGAAUCAUCGAAGUUUCAAAGAAUAACUAUCCAUGAUUUUUCUAAAUUGGAGCCUUCAACAUGGAAAAUUAGAAGUUUGAAACAAUUUAAUGGUUAAGUUUCUUUUUAAGAAGACUCAAAAAUAACUAUAAUUAUUGAUUAAUAAAUAUAAAUUUGGGAUUUAAAUAAUGAGGACUAUAUCAAGAUAUUUAAAGGAACCUAAAAAUUAGAAGUUCCUUAAAUAUCUAAUGAUCAAAAAUAUUUGGGUUGUAUUUAAUUAUAUUCGGAAAAGUAAAGCGAUAUUAUCUUAUGGGAGAUUGAAAAUCCAAAUAUAAUAAUUGAAUUAAAGGUUUCAGGUGAAUAAGCCAUUAUUUUUUAAUUUUCCAGCAACGAUUCAAACAAAAUUUAUGCACUAUACAAAGGUAUUCUAAGAAAUUGGAAUGUCAUGAAUCAAACAUUUGAAAUAACAAAUAUUUCUUUUGAUUUAACUGCUUCUUAAUCAUAUAUUUCCAGAAAUGGUAAAUUUCUCAUCUGUUAAGAACAAGAAUAGAUGGACAAGAAAAUAAUAGUAUGGGAUAUCAAAAAUUCCAAAAAAUAUUUUGAUUUAACAUAAGCUCCUAUUUAUGCCUUAGCUUUUUCCAAAAAUGACGAUAUGUUCAAAGUUGCUUAUGAAGAUAACAAAAAAAUAAUUUUAAAAAAUGCUAACACAUAAUGCUUAAUAAAUCUUAUUAAUUGUAAAAAAGAUCGUUCAAAAAUUUCUUUUACAGAUAAUGACAAGAAAUUGAUAUGCCUAAAUUAUGAUAUCAUAUAUUUAUGGUAAAUAGAUGAAUCGUUACAACAUAACCUAAUAGGGUGUUGGAAAAUAUAUGACACAUAUGAAUUUAAAUAUAAUUCAAUAACAUAAGAAUUUACAUAUUUUGGCAUGGAUCACAUUAUUAAGGUUAUCAAAAUAAUUCCAACAAUUUAUAAAAUUAAUUUUGAUAAUUUCGAUCAUAUUACAGAUUAAAAAAGAGUCUGCUUUUCAAGUGAUAGUAAAUAUUUUAUAAAUUUGACUCCAUACUUAAAGAUUUAUGAUGUAGAAAGUUUUUAAAUGUUAGUUGAACACAAAGACUUUUAAGGGUAAUAAAUUUACGCUUAAUCAAAUGAAAUUGUAAUUAUUAGUAAUAAUGAUCAAGAAUUACAGCUUAUAAACAUUUCUAAAAUUGAUAAAAUAGAAAAGAUUUAAAAGUUUGAACACCAAAAUUAAUUGUUUCAAACUGUUUCAUGUUCAGAUUAUUAUUUUCUUUAUUUUUAAAAUGAAAUUGAAAAUAAACCAGAUAAUUAAAAUUAUUUAAAAUAAAAGAAAGCUAUUAAUAAAUUAGCUAAACUAUAUUCAAAUGAUAACUCUUUGUUGGCUGUUUUUUAUUCUUUUCAAUAGCCUAUAUUUAGUAUGAGUGGAAAAUAUUUUGCAUUAAUAUCCUAACAAAAUUAUGAAAUAAUAAAUUUUUAAGACUGUUAAAUAUUUAAUUUAGAAUAGUAAUUAUUUUUAGAUAGAGAAAUCAAAUUUGGUUAGAUAUUUUUUUCUUUUAAUGGAGAAUUAAUAUACUUAUUUACACAUAAUAGUAUUUAAAUUUUAGAGUUAUAGACUUUGAAUACUAUAUAAAAAGAGAUAUUAGAUUUUGAAGUAAAAGAGAUUUAAAAUUCUUUAAAUUAAAAAUAUAUUGCUUUAAUGGGCUAAGACUAAGUUAAGAUUUAUUAAUUAGAAAACUAGAUAAAGUUUAUUAAGACAAUUUAGUCAAUUAAUGAAAAUGAAAAUAUAAUCAAAUCUAUUUUCAAAUGCAUUUCUUUAUCUCCAAAGGGAGAUCUUCUUCUAAUAGGUGAAUAAUCGCCUCAGGACUUUACAAAUUCAAUAUCCCUAUGGAUUGUCGAAAAAGGCGAAAAAGUAUACAUAAAUAAUUAAUAAAUGAUGAAGUUAAAGUAGUUAGAUUUUGUCCAGAUGGAAUGA